Molecule: messenger RNA, 1450 nt
Organism: Lolium perenne
Lineage: Eukaryota; Viridiplantae; Streptophyta; Magnoliopsida; Poales; Poaceae
Product: probable protein phosphatase 2C 47
Biological process (GO): protein dephosphorylation
Molecular function (GO): protein serine/threonine phosphatase activity; cation binding
Source: RefSeq, a predicted model, not a curated record
CUCUACCCAUUUCUUCUUCCUCCUCCUCCCCAGAUCAAGAAACCGUGUCCUAGAAACCACCGAGAUCGCAGAAAAGGCGCCAUCCUUUGACGGAUUCUCCUGCUCUCCGCGUCGCUACGGAUCGAGCGGUUGUUUGUCGGGAGAUUUUUCUUACCACUCUCUGGUCGCCGGCCGGAGAGACGGCGGUUCGUGGUGUGCGGAGAUGGUGGCCGAGGCGGAGGUGAUGCAUCAGCAGCCCGCGCCGGUGUUGGAGGUGCAGUACAGCCGGUGCGUCACUAAGGGGGUCGGGAUGUCGGCGGUCGCCGUGCCGGAGGUGGCGGUGGGGAUCGAGGUCGCCGUCGAGUUGCCUAGCGUGGAGUUGGCAAGUGUUGAUGGUGCGACGAGCGUGUCUGCUGAGACACUACAUUUUGUGCCCAACAUCCGGUCUGGUAGCUUUGCUGAUAUCGGACCAAGGAUGUACAUGGAAGAUGAACACAUCCGGAUAGAUGAUCUUUCAGCUCAUCUUGGCUCACUGCUAGUGUGCCCAUUACCCAGUGCCUUCUAUGGGGUUUUUGAUGGCCAUGGGGGUCCGGACGCUGCAGCCUACAUGAAAAGGCAUGCAAUGAGGUUCUUGUUUGAGGAUAGAGAGUUCCCACAAGCAUUGCAAGUGGACGAUAUAUUCCUUCAGUCUGUUGAGGACUGCAUUCGCAGCGCGUUCUUGGAGGCUGAUCUUGCUCUGGCUGACAAUUUAGAUAUCAGCAGUUCUUCUGGAACUACAGCACUCGCGGCGUUAGUCUUUGGCAGGCAAUUGUUGGUUGCCAACACGGGUGACUGCCGGGCUGUCCUCUGCCGGAGAGGCAUGGCCAUGGAGAUGUCUCGAGAUCACAGAGCGAAUCACGUAGAGGAGUGUGAAAGGGUUGCUGCGUCCGGCGGAUACAUCGAGGAUGGCUACCUCAACGGAGUGCUCUCCGUGACGCGGGCUCUAGGUGACUGGGACAUGAAGGUGCCCGACUGUUCCACGUCGCCCCUCAUCGCGGAACCAGAGUUCCAGCAGGCCACGCUGACCCAGGAUGACGAGUUCCUCAUCAUGGGCUGCGACGGGAUCUGGGACGUGAUGACCAGCCAGCACGCGGUGAGCGUGGUCCGGCGAGGUCUCAGGCAGCACGACGACCCUGAGCGGUGCGCGCGGGAGCUCGUGAUGGAGGCGAAGCGGCUCGAGACUCCUGACAACCUCACGGUGAUCGUGGUGUGCUUUGCCUCGGAGCUUGGCUCGCCACCUGCUCAGCAGCAGGAGCAGGUGGCGGCGAGGCCGAGGAGCUGCAAGGGCCUGUCGGCUGAGGCCCUGUGCAACCUGAGGAGCUGGCUGGAGACUGAUCGCUAGCUGAGGUAGCCAAAUAGAAUUGGUUGGUACGUUCCUGCACUGUAAAUAUGCUGACAUUGAUCCAGGAAUUGUAACCGUUAGUUUCGCCCA